AUGACCUGGUUGGACUUUGUUAAUGUGUUCAACAGGAAGUACUACAGUGCCGCCAUACUGGCUGCAAAAGAAGAUGAGUUUAUGAAUCUGAGGCAGAACAAUCUCACUGUCACGGAGUAUGCUAGGCAAUUUGACCGUCUGGCAAAGUUUGCACAAGAGAUCGUACCAACCGAGGCCCUUCGGGUCAAAAGGUUUUUGAAGGGGAUGAACCCCAUGAUAAAAAAAGAUUUGAAAAUCAUGGUGGGGACCAACACAGUUUAUGCUGAGGUGUUAGAGAAAGCUCUCGAAGCUGAGUUGCUCGAAAAUGAUAUAAAGAAGGAGAAUGCUGCUAAGUGGGAAGCCCGAAGAAACAAUGGAGGAAAUCAAGAGAAUAAGAGAAAACACGAGGGAAAUCACGGUAAUGAUCGUGAUAAAAAGGGGAAAGCAGUGGUCCAAAAUAACAACAAUGGGGUGAAAAGGUCCUAUGUAGAAUUCCCAAUUUGCCCCACAUGCAAUAGAAAACAUCUUGGGGAGUGUAAGAUGAAGUCAGGGGUGUGCUACAAUUGCGGGCAGCCAUGCCAUCUGAAGAAAAAUUGCCCAAAGGGACAAAAGAAGGAGAACCAAGCCGCUCCCGCUCGAGUGUUUGCUCUCACCAGAGGAGAAGCGGCCACAAGCAACACUGUUGUCUCAGGUCAGGUUUCUAUUUACGGAUUGCCUUGUAAUGUUCUCUUUGAUUCUGGAGCUACUCAUUCUUAUAUAGCUACUAGGUUGAUUGAUAGUAUAGAUAAGCCAUGUGACCUACUUAGAUGUGGUAUUGUAACGGAAUUACCCUCGGGAGAAACCAUGCUAUCAACAAGAAGAAUGCGAGAUGUACCUAUCAUAAUCGAAAGCAAAGAACUCAUGGGCGACCUAAUAGAGCUGGGAAUAAAGGAAUAUGAUGUUAUACUUGGGAUGGAUUGGCUAUCUAGUCACGGUGCGACAAUCAAUUGCCGAAAGAAACUGAUCGUUUUUGAAACAAAGGCUGGGGAUCGGUUUAUAUUCAAGGGCGACAAGCUAGCCCUUAGGACUCCAUUAAUCUCUUCCCUGAAAGCUAGUCAGCUAAUGAAGGCGGGAUGCAUGGCAUUCUUGGCCAGCGUAGUGGAUCGAGCAAUAGAGACGCAACUAAAUGUGGAGAACGUGCACAUAGUCUGUGAAUUUCCAGAGGUCUUUCCAAAAGAUCUGCCGGGACUACCUCCAGACAGAGAGGUGGAGUUCAUCAUCGAAUUAGCCCCAGGGACUAAUCCAAUUUCAAAGGCUCCAUACAGAAUGGCACCUAAUGAGUUAAAAGAGCUUAAAAUACAACUACAGGAGCUCUUAGACAAAGGGUUCAUUAGACCGAGUUACUCACCUUAG
Molecule: messenger RNA, 1371 nt
Organism: Cannabis sativa
Lineage: Eukaryota; Viridiplantae; Streptophyta; Magnoliopsida; Rosales; Cannabaceae
Exons: 1
Coding region: 1-1371 (456 amino acids)
Biological process (GO): proteolysis
Molecular function (GO): nucleic acid binding; aspartic-type endopeptidase activity; zinc ion binding
Source: RefSeq, a predicted model, not a curated record